Molecule: messenger RNA, 264 nt
Organism: Verticillium nonalfalfae
Lineage: Eukaryota; Fungi; Ascomycota; Sordariomycetes; Glomerellales; Plectosphaerellaceae
Exons: 3
Coding region: 1-264 (87 amino acids)
Source: RefSeq, a predicted model, not a curated record
AUGAAGCCUGUCGUGAGUGCUAUGCAGGCGUGGUCGUGCACGGUGAUCUCCGUAUUCGCGAUCCUCAUUCUCGGCGUCUUGGGGCUGCUCUUCAGGGCGAACAACCACGAGCUGGUCGGCGGUAUUGAGGACCCCAAGAACGGCCCCGUUGUCGCGAGCACCCUCUUCGUUGCUGUGAUCAUCUACGCGGGCUUCCUGGUCUUCUGCGGCAUGCAGGGCGUUCUGCACAUGCGAGAGAGCCGCAGGGGGGCGAUUGCGCUGUGA